This is a messenger RNA of Xyrichtys novacula (pearly razorfish), 12819 nucleotides long. NCBI's taxonomy places the organism in Eukaryota, Metazoa, Chordata, Actinopteri, Labriformes, Labridae. The record is from the annotation of a GenBank genome assembly.
GGGACGUACGAUGACGUCCACCAAUAGGAUUAUAGGUUUAUUCCACAGACUUGGUUCCGGAGUGGCCUGGUAUUAUUCUAAGUAGCAGGUGAAAUAUCGGUGAGUAAUGCAGCUUCAAACAGAAAAACUGUAUGUUUUGAAGGUUAUACACACUGCACGGGUUGUGUUGUAGGUGUUGGUUGUCGCUUUAAUUAAGUCGCCAUUUUCUCAGGAUGAAAAAGUAGGUUGAUAAGACGUCAGCGUGCGCUCCCUUCACCAGCUGACGAGCCAUUCAUGGACAGUAAACAUUUCUAUCACUAUCAGUCACAGGGAUGCACGCGGACACGGCCUACAUAUGAAUAACGGUCCAUGUAGCUCGUGUUGCCUUCAAACGGGUCAUUCUUCUUUAAACACACGGAGUAAGAGGAUUUUCUCACGGGGCAGUAUUUCCGUCUGAAGCCCGUCACUACCAAGAUUAGUGUGUCGCCCACCAUGUAAGUCUGCAGCCGCCGCCUCCCCUUCUUCCCCCCCAAGGCUGGGCACGAGCCGCUUCGUGUCUCGUGUACAUUUGAUUAAAGGCCUGAAGAGUGUCGUACAGAGGACACAAUUGUUUUAUAGUGAUACUGUUACCUCGAUAGAACAGCACAUCUAAAAUAAGACUAAUUUCUACCUAGAAAUGUAAACGACCCCUUUGCUCCAUUUGUUUAUGAGUGUUGCUUUAAGAAGCACAGGGUGGCGCUGUUUCUCUUGUAAACGUUUGAUUUAUCAACAGGUCUCCAUCCAGUUCAAGAAAAUGAAUAUGUAUGCUGUACCCAAUCCUGGGAUACCAGGCUGCCCACCAGGGUUAGAAUACCUGACUCAGGUGAGACAUAGGUAAAGCUUCCUUCAAAUAGCAAAAAUUCCUUUCCAUGUGUGUUUUUCAUGUCUCUGUCUUUCAGUCAAAGUAUUGCCAUAAAGAGACAUAAAAAGGUGUUCCUGUUGAGUGUUUUAAAGCGUAAUACAAAUCCCUUUUCAGUAAUAGCUAACAGCAACCUGACCAGGAGAUGUACUGAACUAACCCUCACUGACUGUAACCCUCUCUCAGUACCCACAAUAGCUGUUUUUAGCUUAAUGGGCACAUGUAUUGAGUGGAAUGAAUGUUGUGCAAGUUUACCAGUUCUUAAUCAUUUAGGGUGUACAAUUCUUGAAUUGAUUUUCCUGGCAACACAGUAGGGGAGAGUGGGGUAAGUUGAGCCAAAGGCUAAGUUGAGCCUACCCCUGUUGCUUGGAAAUGGUAAAAGAAAUUGAUCAUGUGACCAAAUUUUUAGGAGAUGGGCAUCAAUUCAUGGAGUCUGUGAAGGUUAGAAGCACAUGGGUGAAGGGGUUAGACAUUUAUUACCAAAAAAAAUAUAAUAGGGAUACGACUCAACUUACCCUGCUCCUAUGACCAUAGGAGACCCCUUUUUUUUUGGCAUGCUAUAUUAUCAAGACAGUUAUGUUUACACUCAUUCUGUUGGUUUGCAGGGAUGCACAACAUCUUGAAAUACAUGCAGAUACACUAGUUAGAGACAAAACUAUGAUUGCCUUGAUGUAGUGAUCCGAAAUAUGAAAAAUGGCUCAUCUUACCCCACUCUCCACGACUGACAUUUUUAUGAUGUUAAACCUGUAUGGGACAAAACCUCUGUGUUUCCUAUUGUUGCGCUCAUAUUGAGACAUAGUUCAGAGCUUUAUUUUAUCUCAGUUUUCUCUUGCAACAAAGCAUUCAGAAUAAGACGACUGUAAGAAAUAUUGAAUAACUCACACACGACUCAUAUGGGGCUGAAGCAAGUUUAUCUUUCAGGAGUCAAGUGGAAAUUUGAGCUUUUGGUCUUGAUUAGUAGUAUAUUUAUGGAGCCAUAAAUGAUCUCAUCCUUUACAUUUAAACAUAAUAUAAAUAUCUGGUUGCUUGUAUCUGUCAAAAAUGUGAGUAAAGCUAUCUGAUGGCUUUUGCAGCAUUAUUGCACAUCAAACUGCUUUAAAGGUACCCUAAGUUUUCAAAAUCCCACUUGAACUUCUCACUCUCCUUAACUGUCAAAUGAAGAUGACAAAUAUGCAUGAAUUUAAAUCCUGUUUUUCUGUUUUCAAGGUGGAUCAGUUACUCAUCAAACAGAAGGUUGAGCUUGUUGAAGGUAAAGUAUGUAAAACUAAAACAACUACCAGAAAAGUAAUAUGCAGCUAGUUUUGCACAAGUUGGUUUUGUGUGUUAGUUUGGCAUUGCAUUCUCCUGUUGGUUUUCACAGCCCUUGUUGGUUUUGAGAGCAACAACAAAUACGAAGUGCGCAACAGCAUGGGCCAGAAUGUGUACUACGCUGUGGAGGAAAACGACUGCCUGAGCCGGCAGUGUUGUGGUCCGAUGCGCUCCUUCACCAUCCACGUCUUAGAUAAUUUUGGACAGGAGGUCAUCACCAUCACCAGGCCGCUUAAGUGCAUGUCCUGCUUCUUCCCUUGUUGUCUACAAGAGGUAAGUGAAACCGCAUUUAGGAUAUGCUCACUUUGUUUCCAUGAAAUGUGAGGAUUUGGCUGUGUAUAUUCUUGAGCAGACGUCUAGCUAUACAUGGUUCUCUUAGAUACAGUAUAUGUUGCGGAUAUGGUCACAAAUUUAAACCUUAGUCUUGCCCAAUCCUUUUCUCAGCUGGAGAUUCAGGCACCUCCUGGUAACACAGUGGGGUAUGUUAUACAACAGUGGCACCCAUUCUCUCCUAAAUUCAUCGUAGCAAAUGAACACAAUGAGCCUGUGCUGAAGAUCCAUGGGCCCUUCUGUGGAUGGAGCUGCCUUCCAGAUGUUGACUUUGAGGUGGGUUAAUCUAAACACACAGAUCCAUUAAACUUCUGAAAACAUAACACGACACGGUUACAUUCUUGCCCCCUGGGCAUGUUUACGUGUGGGAUCCUCGUGCUCUGAAGAAGGAAAUAUGUUUCCAAUCAGAGCAAGGCUGCAGCUUGGAUGAAGCCACUGCACAGGGCAAGCUCCUGUGUGGUACAGUGUGGACAUUGUUCCAUGCCUCAGCUGCUUUCAUUAGAUUGAGCUGUGUAGGGGAUUUGGGUCAGUGAUGCAGACCUUUCACCCAACCCAGAAGAGAGUAACUGAAGCAUGAUAUCACCAGUACUGUUCAUCUCUCACAGCUUUGAAGUCAUUACCGAGGAUCCAAAACUAAAAAUGCUGUGGCAGCAGGCAAUGCAGAAAUUGGAUAGGAUUAUUACGAGUUGUUCCAUGAUCGCCUUCCAACAAAAGCAAACAAUUUCAGAGAAAGAUCUCUGUCCAAACGCAACACAAUUCAGCUUCUUCCUCCUCUUUUUUUUUCUUUUUUUUCAUUGGCAGAUUUUGACGAUGGAUGAAGUCAGUAAGAUUGGGAAAAUCAGCAAGCAGUGGACAGGACUUCUUCGAGAAGCAUUCACAGAUACAGACAACUUUGGCAUCCAGUUCCCUAUGGAUCUGGAUGUGAGAAUGAAGGCUGUAAUGAUCGGUGCAUGUUUUCUAAUUGUAAGUAAAGCAACAAGCUUUUUUUACGUGUCUUCAGCUGCAAGUCAACAUGAAAAGAAUUGAUUUCUUGUGAGAGGAAAAUCCAUGCAGAUUUUUGAAGAAUCCUCUUUAAGCUAAAUAGGAGUCGCUUUGGUUAAAGUGUGUGCAGAUGUAGGUGGCCUCAUUUGACCCAACUUUUAUGGGGAAUGAUGUUCCUCUGCACUAGCAGUUGGAAAUUUCUUGUACCUACCACUUAAUGCACCACUUAGCCUACAUUUUGUGGGAAGUGUGACCUAAAACCACCCCAAUCAGAAUAAAUGCAAAACAGCUUGUUGGAGCUUCUCUCUGUGGAAGUACAUUUUCUAAAGCACCUAAAUGUUUUUACAGUUAAUUUGGCAGAGAUUUAUCAGUGAAUACAUUUUACACCUUAGCUGAUAUCUUUUAACUGCAAAAAGGCAUGAAAGUUUAAUUUAUACAGUAUGAUUUUAAUGUAACUUCACUUAUUCUGUUUUUCUUUCUUUACAGGAUUUCAUGUUCUUUGAGUCUACUAACUAGGAGCCAAGCAGGAUAUUUCAGUGAGCAUCUGGCACUCUUGAAAGAACAGGGCCACAAAGCCAUAAUGAUCAGUCUCAAAUGCCCAAAUACACAACAACCUUCUGAUAGUUCACCGAAAGUACCUAUUUGUUGUAACUUUUGCAUGACCAGUGAAAUAGGAGGUGUGUUUAAGUCUUAGCGUCUCAGGUUGGUUGUUUGGAGGCCGCGGCUGUAACAGAAUCAUUACAGGGCUGUGAAGGUUCGGUGCAGUGUUGUGCGGACACUUUUGUUUGUGUUUACAUUAUGAGCCCGCCUGGGUGCAAAAACUUGAGUUACAACUUCAUUUGAAGCCUGAUAUAAAAAUGACAAAGAUCAUCACGGCAGACAAGUGCUGUUAUACAGUUUAGAAAAGAGACUUGUAUCUUUAGUAUGAGAAGGUCCAGCCAGUGGAGCUUGUGUAAUCUUGCCCUAUUUAUAUGAGGAUGUGAAUUAAUAAAGAACAAUAAGUGUGUAGCUAUACUUUAUGAGAGCUCAAGGACUCCUGUAGUGUAGACGUUAGCCACAGGUAGCUGCUGUUCUUAUUUAUUGAUUUAUAUUUUGGUCUGUUACCCAGUUUGUCCUUUAGAGCAAUAUGUGUGCGCACUGCUUUGUGUGAGUGCUUAUGUGCUAUUAGCGUAACUGUGUGUGUGUGUGAUUAAAAUAACUCAAACUAUCAUAGGAUGAAUUAGUUUUUAAAUGCCACACAUUGACUUUGCUACAGAGGAGGUUUAUUGAAGGGGUACUGUUCAAUGGAUUUGCAGUCUCAGUAUUGUCCACAAGAGGGCGCUAGCUCUGCAUUUCAGAACAGCCAAACGGUCCAAACAGAUGAACACAAAAUUAUGUUCACGCCAUGGAUUUAUAAUGUUGAAAUGUAAGUUUCUGAUGAUGUAUUUUUUUGGGAUAAACUCAGGUUGAUGCAUGCUGCUGUGUUACAGUGUUGGCUUAUAUAGGGUCUGGGAAUUACCCAUCUGCACCUGAUACUAUAGAGGAAAAGACCGAUAUCCACCCACAAAACUCUUUUUUACAUGAAUAAAUGGUUAAGUCUUAGAGGAUUUUAUAUUUGUAAAGAUAUGCUGAACUGCCAAUAGGAAAAGUCGCCAUUCUUCAAUGUUAACAUUAACUUUCUCUUUGUUCAUUGAAUAUCUCUUUGGGGAGCAGUAAAGUGUUUCUUAUCUUAUUCACAGGAGAACUAAUCUUACCCCUCAUAAAUGCUUCUUCAAACUUAAAAUUCAAGACUUACUACAUGAUGAACUUUAAUUAAGAUGGAUCAUUCUGCAGUCUGUUCUGUUUAAGCGUGAUCAUGUCCUAUCUGGAUGAGUGCACUGUUAGUAAAAGAUGCUGGUGCUAUAUUCUCUGAAGGCUCUUUGAUUGUGUGUGAAAGCCUAAUAUCGUUAUCUGAAUGUGAUACAAAGGGAAUAUAGGAUAAACAUUCCCAAUAAGUUAUAUAUGUAAAAAUACAAUUUAAAUAUACUUAUUCUUCUACUUUUGCACUAAUACUGUGAAUUAACAAACUGUUUAAUCAUGCAAUUAAUGUUAACAAACUCCGUGAGCUUAGCUUAAUUUGUGCUGACUGUCCAUGGAAACACUAAAAUAAAAGAUGAUGUAACUUGUGCAGUUCUCUUUAUUGGUAUCUCACCUGACCCAUUUGAUAUAAGAAAUAUAUGAUGCUUUUUAAAAAAAAAUUUUUAGUACCUGCACUCAUUCUCAGGUCUAACAUGAGCCAUUGCCUUUAUAUUACAGUUUUAAAUAGUAAAGUGUUAUCAUAGUCACACCUUGUAAAUGGUCACGUUAAACCACUGAGCCCUACUUGUUAAUAAGUUCAGCUCAAAAGCUGCUGUAAUUGCCACCUUCACCCUUUUAAGCAAUUCUCUUCAGCAGUCCUUGAGACAAGUAAUUUUUUUUUCUGCAAAAAUCUAACCCGCAGAGACACUGAUUGGAGCGAUUACGUCAAAAACAGAUGUUCCUGAGGGGCAAAAUGAAAAGGGAACAGAGAACAUUUCAUUUUCUGCCUUUUCAGGUUAGCCAUUAACCUCAAGCUGUUAACCUUGGGAGUGACUUAAAGAACUCAUUUAAAACCGCCUCCUUGAGCUUUUUUUUAAUCACACAUCAAUGAAAGGAGCUACUUUGGUUCUUUGUAAAGAGCAAGACUUGGAUGGAAGGUUUUGUUUAAAUCGCUGCGUGUCCUGGAACGGCUCCUUUUCCCAACUAGAAACUGUCCCUCAUGACAUCUCGAAUUCAGGUGAUGGAAGGAAUUCACUGUUUUGGAAAUGUUCUCUAAUAUUUUGAUGAGGCUGAUGUCAGUGUGUGUGAACUUCACUAUCUUUUGCUAUCCUUCCUUUUUUUAAUACAACUAACUGUUUUUAACCAGAGACCACAUUCCCAAUUUUCCACAGUGGACAUCUUUUUGUGGCGUCACUCUCAAGGUGGGAAACAAGUUUACCGUUAUCAUGUAUUAUCACUGUGUUCCUGAUCAAAAGUCCUAUAAACCUCAAAGAUAUGUCAAGAUGUUGUCAUUUUACAGAUCCCUGAUCACAGCCAAUAUAUGAGCAUUCACUCAUAUCACUAUCAUAUCCACUUCUUUUUUAAAGGUGCUAUAAGGAGUUUUUGACUGGUUGAGAAACAGACAAACUGAUUCUGCUGCCAUUUUAUGACCCCCAGAAACAAACAAAACUGUAAACAACAAGGCUGCUUAAUUCUCUGUUGCAAUUUUAGAGGUCUGAAACUGCUACAGGGGAGCGUAUGUCUGACCAGGGAAUUGAAAGUUAGCUGACGAAAAAAUCCUUUUUUGAAAAACAUCACUUUUUUACAGAACAAGAAAAAAGUUCCUUACAGGAGCUUUAACAAUUACAUAGAAAAAAAUCACAGAUACAACAGGAACUAAGAAAUUAAACAAGAGUAAUGAUUAUUUUAUAGAUGAUUACUUUAGAAGUGUUUAUGUGCUGGUGUCUAUUUCUACAUCAUGUUAGCUAACAAUAUGAUAUUUGCAAUGCUGUAAGAAGGUCUUGCGAAUAUUACUUAUUACUAUUAUUUUUCCCCUGUUGACUAAUUCAAGGUUAUCCUGCUUCUGGAUCAAGGCUUAUAAUAGUGACAGUAAAACUACUAGCAUUACACUUCAAAAAGAAAUCCUGAUUUCAAGCAACUUUUAGCUAAAUGAUAGUGAGGCUGUCAUUUUAACACAGUCAUAGUCCACAGUUUACAGGGUCGCUUAUUCAUCCAUAACACCGCUAUCCAUCCAUAUGGUAUUAAACAUCAUGUUGUUGGAGAGCUAACUCGAUGUAGAAACAGAUAUCUCUCUCAUGAUAAUUUGUAGGGCUGCUUAUGAAACUGUGAGCUGCAAAAUGACAACAACUGGUCAGAUUAUCAAGGUUUAUUUGACUUACAAGCUAGAACACUGUGAUAAUCGUGACAAUGAUCAGUGAGUUUCCCACCCUGAACAUAACAAAGAAAGAUGGUCACCAUGGGAAUAUGGUCUAUUGUGCCUUUAUUCAACAAAACUAUAAAGCUGACAAGAAGGUGAACAGUCAAAGAGAGGAUCUGGGUUGGAAAACCCCCCUCACUGCUUCAACAUUUAGAAAGAUGAAACCUUUUUUACCAGGUGGACACUUAAAACUAGAUUCUUGGGUGGGCAGCUGUCUGCUGUAACACACUCAAAGAGUUGUACAGAGAGUGGGAUGAAGAACAAAAAGAGGCUGAUAUUGUGUGAGUGUGAGACUUUUCAUUAGCUAUCACUCUUUUUUCUAAACCAUUUGAGACUUUUUGAGACAUUGUUUUUUUUUUUUUUUUUGGCUGAGACACCUCAUAAUGGAAAAACAGAUGUUUUUUUUCCAGCUCCAGCACUAUGUGGGGAUAUUUUUGUGCAACAUCCACUUCCAUUUGUUCUCCUUUUAAUUAAAAACCUGUUACAGCUUCAAAGCCCAGAAAAAUGUGUGAUAUUUUGGCGUUGAGCUUCUUUACAUGAGUAAUGGAGUCUGAAGGUCAGGAGAUGCAAACUAUCACUCUUUCCCAAACUGUUUGAGACUUUAGCCUUCUCAGGUUCAAAGCUCUAGUAUGCAGCAUUUCUCUGUCUGCAUUUCUCUGAGUCCUAACAAAGACUGCUCCUACACUGCUCAAGCUGUGGUCGGAAAACAGAACUGUUGAGGCACGAAUAUGGAGGGUCAGGGAGGACAUGGACAGGGAUCAUUUCUUGCUCAAUUUCUCUUGAUCAUUGGAAAACUAACUUGACAUGCUUGUGGCAUGGCUCUUGGACUGGCACUAUGGGGUUUUCAGUUGGUCUAUCAUUAUUAUCCAAAUAGAAACGUCUUAGAUACUGGUGCUUGAUUUGUAAUGAAGUAUGGUAUUAUUGCACCCAGAGGAUAACUCCUAAUGACAACGCUGUUUUCCUGUCCAACACUUACGCUGUCAAGAGAGCCUGUCUCUUCAUUUUGUAAUCUGAUACUUGUUAUGAAAUUUGGUGUAUACUAUAUACUCAUGACACCCUGAGGAUAAACCUCAAUGAUGGGUGGGUUUGUGUCCAAUCCUUAACACAAAAAGUUCAGGAUUUUAUGUCCUAAUAAACGAGUACCCUCCACCCCAACACCCUGAUACCUGUAAAAAAAGGAUAGAUCCUAACUUCAAUAAUUCUGGUCUGUCUUGACAGAAAUGACUGGUUUUCAUGUCCCUAGUUUGCAUCAAGAAAAGAGUCCCAAACCUCAGCUUAUGUCCAGAUACUUGCCUGUAGUUAUACUCAUGCCACUCAGAGGACAAAUCCCCAUGACUUUGGUAUUUCCAAUCAACCCUUUGGCCCACAUCCUGGCCCUUGGUUUCCACAUCCCAAAGACCCAUCUAGAAAGAUCCCCUUUCCCCAGCUUAUGCCUGAAUACCUGAAAACAACAAUACAUUGUUCUUCCUUAGCGUAUAACAUGCCAAACUUACAUGUGAUUCCAAUAAUUACUGUUCAUGCUGAAUACAGCAGUAUGUUGUCAUUGGCAUCCAGCUCAAAGCCUUACAGAGUAUAACCUCAACAAUCCACUAUUGACUCAGACUCUGAGUCCUCUAUGUUUAUAUACAGUAUGCAGUGUUUCUCAUUUUGUGAUCAAUAUUCAAUUAUCAGGAUGACAACCCUUGACUGUAAACAAUCAUUGUUUCCUAAAGAAUAUGGAUUUGAGGAGAAAUAAAUGUAGAUGCAUGUAUGAAUGAUCUGCACUGUUGGCUGAGGGAUGUGUGUUGACUGGUUUCUCAAGAAUUUUAGUGCUUCUCGUAACUGCAGAAAUUCGUAAGAAAGUAAAUAUAAACUAAAUGCCAAAAAAGUUACCCAACAAAAAAGACAAAAAAAAAAAAACUAAGGAAGACUUGUUUCCUCUCUAUCCUACUCCAUUGGUGCUUUGUUCUUCACAUCUAUUGCUGUUGUAGAAGGUGUUUGUUUGGUGUCUUAAAUGUUUACUUCUCACCUUUGAACUCCCAAUGACCUCACAUUUCAAUUAGCAUCACUGAGUCCUCCCCUCCCCCUCCUCUUACAAAAAGCCAGUACUGACACAGCUGUGGACUGCAAAGACGAAUGUUUGUCUCUGCAGAGCUCCUAUCUGAAUGGACUGUAGGGACUUCCUGAACCCCCUCUCUAGGGGUGUUUAGCAAGAAAUUACGCCUUUCUGAUUCCACAGAAAGCGUAUCAGGCUACAUCACAUUUGGUAACUAUUAAUCAUCCCGACCACAGACCACACACAAGUGAUGUCACCCAUGUAAUUCCUGCAUUGAUUUUUUUGGGCUGAGACGCCUCAUACUGGAAAAAACAGAUGUUUUUUUUCCAGCCCCAGCAAUAUGUGGGGAUAUUUCUGUGCAACAUCCGCUUCAUUUUGUUCUCCUUUUAAUUAAACACGUGUUACAGCUUCACAGCCCGUAAAAUAUGUGACGAUUUGGCGUUGAGCUACUUUAGAAAUUACAUAAGUAAUAGAGUGAAUUUCAAGUCUGGAAAUCAGGAUAUGCAAACAAACGAUGAACACAGCUUUAACAUGCUUUGCUUGAUUAAAGCAAGAAUGCUAAAUGAGGGUGCCAGGCCAGAUGUGUGGUGACGUUAAUUUACAUUGGGAAACCAACAAAGAAAAAAAAAUGAAACAGAGUACAGUUUGCUUUCCAGAGACAAAAGACAGUAUGUGGAAUUCCUGGAAACUUUGUUUUCAACCCGCUAUGACAAAUGGCUAGAGAAACAUCUGUGCAAACAAAGGUUAGGACAACACCCCAGACACACAAUUGAGGGAAAACAGGAGAAGUAUAGUUCAAAGUGGAGGGAUUUGGAUUUAUUUUUAUACUUGACUUCCAAAGAAGAAACCUCUGGCUGAAGAUAUUUUCAAGUCCCACUUUGCAAACUUCUCAAGAUAGUGUUCGGACCACUGAGAAAUCAUGAUCAAAACCAAAGAGUUUGUAGUUAAUGUGAACAAAAUGUGGAACACAAGACCAAGGCCAAAGUGUCAAAGUCCUUGGCUUUGAAUUGUACUUUUAAUCACCCAGUCUGGCCUCCUGGACUCCCACAUUUAAUAGGAUCAAAAGGUCUGUGUUAUCACUCAAGCUAAUUGUUUUGCCUAAGUGAAAAUGUCUCCUUGUGUGCUGUGAGAACUUGACUAAUCAGAAAUGUUCAGUAGAGGACUAAAGUUUCAGUAAUUUGAGAAAGUUACACCCUUAGAAGGGAACUGUGCAGUGUAAAUCAAAGCACCCACAACUUGGAGAAGUCCUGACUCACAAUGGAAACACACUGAUGGGUCACUUCUGAAUGCCCAGUCCUUGGGUAAAUUUCCUCGGGUGGAAUUGUCAUUAUAACCUAUUUCAAAUGAGGGGCUCUCCAAGUGCAAGAAGAGACUUGAUUAAUGUAACUGUUCCACCAGUCAAUCAAACAUGAGCCAAUGCAGCAUUUGCCAACAACCCCUCUCAAAACCUGUGCAACACCCCUCAACAGUUGCCUUAAAAAAGGACCAAAACAACAACAAAUGGUUUAACAAUAAGGUCUAAAUUCUCACAUCCUUUCCAGCUCUGUUAUUAUAAUGAAACCCAGGGCAGGCCAUAAAUACGUAGCUCUAACCACGGCAUCCUCCAUCUGGUUGUCCCGUUGCUAUUGCGACCACAGGCUGGCUGAUGUCACUAGAGAGAUCCCAAUGACAGUGCAAGUGUGUAUGAAAAAAAUGGAGGUAAGGGUACUUGAAAGUUUGUUGUUGUGUAUAUUGGUGUCCCCAGUAGGCAAUUUCUAUUACGAAGUCCCAAAGAAAAGUCUGGUCUAAAAACAGCCAUGAAGGUGCCACUCUUCCUGGAAUACUGUGGUCAGUUUAUGGAGACCAGACAAUGAUUACGUUUUCUCCAAACCCUAUUUGGCAAAGAAAAUAAGCAGUGUACAAACUUCCUCUGUGAGGUGGCACCAGAAGACCGGGAUUGAUGGAGGGUUGAAUCCUCCUCUCUCUAACCUACUUUUGCUUCUGGAACCUUGUGGUUUUCACAUGGCUGCCUAUGUGAUGACAUUCAAAUGAAAGGCUGGCUAAAGAGCUUGUUAUGUGUAAUUCAGGAGACACACUGCCCCAAAUCUCCAGUCAAUUGAGUAGAAAUGCAAAUUUAUACGGGUAAGUAUCACACUGGUUUGAAAAUUGCAAACAUCUUCAAUGGUGCAUUUAAAACAGUUUGCUGCCAAGGUCUUUACCGUAAGCCCAAGCUUGCUGUCUGAGACAACAGAUGAAAGACCGCCCAUGAUCAUAGUUAAUUAAUCCACGUCAAACCUCUUUCUCUUUUUGUGGCCAGACUCUGGGGCGAUAUUAAAAAUGUACUUGCUGUGCUUGUUAAAGUUCUUUGGUCUUGGGGUAAACUGUGCUGCUGAUGAAACCCCCUCGCAGCAGCCUUUAGACCACACCCUGGGCCGAUAGAUGCGCCUUGUGGCCUCAUAAGUGGGACCAACGUAGACAGAGCUGCGCCAGGGAAUGACGUAAAUGAUCAUUCCUGCUGACUGGGAGAAAGGAGUGCUGUCCUUUCCAUCGAUCUGGACUAGUAAUUAAGCUUACCGUUGAGUGAUCAAAGCUUUCUGGAUAAAAAUAAAUGGCUAUUCUUUUAUAAUCAUGGUGCAAUUGUGGCUCCUUGAACAGAGUUGAAGGAACCCAGAAUUUCACUAGGGCAAUUGCAAAACCAUACAGUUGUACUACCAAGAAAGUUUUGUCCAAAACAGAGCCUAAACUGAAGAGAAAUCCUCAGUACAAUUUUGCCAAAAGCAUUGGCCUACUACCGUCUCUAAAAUAUGGGCUCGUCUUUAUUCACUGAGUAUUAUUUGUCAGUGUAUUUUGUUUUGGUUUCAAUAUUUGGCAUCUACUUAACAGUCAACCUCCCUGAAGCAUCAUCUGUUUCUUCUUUCAGCUUGAUUAAAUUUAGACAGCGCCUGCAAACCCACUGUCUCCACACCAGCGCUUAAAAUAGUGGAUGGUUUAAUGUCUUCAGGAGACUGCAACACUGUUUGGUCUUUUGCAAAUGCUAAGGCAGUCAAGGUUGGAGGCUUGUGUUUUAUUUGGCACUGAAAUAAGCCCAGUUGAAAAAGCUGCCUCGAGAGAACACCACCUGUGCUGUCAACAGGUUAUAUGCAGUUUGUGAGCCCUUGUUAAGGUAGAUAAGAUGCUGUCUUUAGCUGUUUAUGCCUAACUGGCUGCUGUCUAAAGUCUGAGACCUUAUGCUGGGGCAGAUAUAAAACGGGGUUAGCUUUGUGGAAGUACACCUUGUCUUGAUGAGCUUUCUCCAUCCUUAAACCCACAAACCACUGCAGUCACUCAGCCCCUGAACCUGCCAAUUUUAGUGUAAGU